Molecule: messenger RNA, 1031 nt
Organism: Limanda limanda (common dab)
Lineage: Eukaryota; Metazoa; Chordata; Actinopteri; Pleuronectiformes; Pleuronectidae
Gene: bpgm
Product: 2,3-bisphosphoglycerate mutase
Exons: 3
Coding region: 80-856 (258 amino acids)
Biological process (GO): glycolytic process
Molecular function (GO): intramolecular phosphotransferase activity
Source: RefSeq, a predicted model, not a curated record
GUCAACACUCGCCGCGGCGCCACAGACAUUCAAAGCCGGAUUUCACAUCAUCUGAGGGCUCCCACUGCCGGUUCUUCUGAUGUCCAAAUACAAACUGUUCCUGCUGAGGCAUGGAGAGGGGGCCUGGAACAAAGAGAACCGCUUCUGCAGCUGGGUGGACCAGAAGCUGAGCGAGAAUGGGUUAAGGGAGGCCCAGGACUGUGGCAGGCUCCUGAAGGAGCAGGGCUACAAGUUCGACUUGGUAUUCACCUCUAUACUGAGCCGCUCUAUCCAAACCGCCUGGCUGGUGCUCGAGGCUAUGGGCCAGGAGUGGGUACCUGUCGUCAAGUCCUGGAGACUGAAUGAGCGACACUAUGGCUCCCUGAUUGGCUUGAACCGUGCGGAGAUGGCUUUGCAACACGGAGAGGAAAAGGUGAAGUUGUGGAGAAGGGGCUACGACAUCACCCCGCCUUCGAUCGAGGAAUCUCAUCCUUACUUCCUGGAAAUCUACAACGACCGCAGGUACACCACUUGUGACGUGCCGAAGGAGAGUCUUCCCCGAGCAGAGAGCCUGAAGGAGGUGUUGGACAGAAUGCUUCCGUACUGGGACAGCACUGUGGUGCCAGAGAUAAGGAGAGGCAGGACUGUGCUGGUUUCUGCUCAUGGAAACAGCUGCAGAGCCCUGCUGAAACAUCUGGAAGGUAUAUCAGACGAGGACAUAGCCAGCGUCACUCUGCCCACAGGGAUACCUGUGCUGCUGGAGCUGGAUGAGAACCUCAGGCCUGUGAAACCACGACAGCUCUUAGGAGACCAGGCGAAGAUUCAGGCAGCCAUUAAAAAGGUGGAGGACCAGGGAAAAGCCAGACCAUCAACAUGAAUGCACUAAACUGGCUGUGAGACUGAAUAUCGCUCUGUUCAUGUCUCUACAGAGUCUCUUUGAAAUACUCAAAAAGUAGACGAUACCAACAGCAUCAAUUUAUUGUUGGUACGAUGAAAAGAACAAGAGUACGUUUUAAACCCCAUUAAGACCUGGUAUUAAUGUCUCAGGUGAU